Messenger RNA from Ylistrum balloti, 7852 nucleotides. RefSeq names its product CNK3/IPCEF1 fusion protein-like. Gene Ontology annotation, molecular function: protein binding. The transcript has 21 exons. The record is from RefSeq and is a predicted model, not a curated record. Lineage: Eukaryota; Metazoa; Mollusca; Bivalvia; Pectinida; Pectinidae. Bases 38 to 3781 code for a protein of 1247 amino acids.
UUUCCUAGGAGAGGAGAGGGAAGGGUUUACCGUCAUCAUGAUGAUGUCAACAGCCCUAGCAAAUUCUGUCCAUUUCGAGAAUUGGACCGCCAAUCAUGUUGCUGAAUGGCUUAGAGGUUUAGAUGAUGCAAUUCUUCCAUAUGUACAUUUCUUCCUUAACAAUGGCAUUGAUGGCAAGAAGCUGAUGUUGCUGACACCAUUUGACCUUGAGAAGAUCAGUAUCAUAAAGGUCGGGCACCAGGAACUUAUUCUAGAAGCAGUAGAUCUGCUGAAGUCUCUGCGCUAUGGGUAUGAAACAGAGACCCUCCAACAUCUAGCAUUACAGCUUGGAUGCAAAGCUCGAAGUUUACAUAAUGAAAUCCAAGCCAAGUCCGCUGAAAACGAUAAGAAUCGUGCAAACAUAUCACAGGGCCUUCCAUCCAAAAGGCUUUCUAUAAAGAUCCUGUCAGCUCUGGCUGACCUUAGCAUGACAUUGAAAAAUGUUGUGUCGUGGCUAGACAGAUCUCCAUUUGAGUCUAUGUAUGGCCUUUGUCUGCUGAGGAAUACCAUUGUGAAGCUUGGGAUUGAUCUGGUAUCAUCUUAUCAGAAGGACAGUAGACAGAAUGAUAUAGAGGAAAACAUUUCCAAAUCUUGUUUGAUACUGACAGAAGUGUGUGAUGAAUUAGUGAUUAAGAACAAGGAAUCUCUAGUUGUACAGCCUGCUUCUCUGGAGCAAGCUACUAUCAGAAAGAAGCCAGGCGAAGAACUUGGGAUGCAUAUCCAGUCGUCCUACUAUGGGAUUCAUGUCAUUGGAGGCAUUAAGGAAAUGUCACCAGCUGAUUUAUGUGGUAAAAUUGAGAAAGGGGAUGAGGUUAUUCAGGUCAACCAUAAAACUGUGGUUGGCUGGCAGCUUACUAAGCUGGUGAAUUCCCUGAAGGAGAAACCAAAAGAGGUGGUCCUGGUGCUGAAGAAACGGCCACAUCAUAUUAUGCCCUACGGACAUGUUGCUAACAAAAAGAAGCAAAUGACCAAAGUAGCAGUUUCAACACUACCGAAAUCCAUCAAGAAGCGCCGGUCAAGAGAAGGAGGUGACCCAAAACAAGUACGUCCAUCCCUUCAGGAACUUGUCAGCACUGUACGGACAGAUGACAUGGAUUCUCCAAGAGAGGAAAGAACAUCUGAUGAAAAAGAUGAUGGAAAUGACACUGACAACGAUGUGUUCAGAAGUGGAUCAGAGUCCCCACAGUAUGUCAAGCCAAGUGUAGUCGAUCCCAAACAGCGACGUGCCACUGUAAGUGGUGGAUCUCCGACACUCAGUCGAACUCUGCUGGGACCUGAAGACAUCGAAACUCCCACUCGACCAAAGUCUUUCACAGUUUCUGCAACUGAUGCACCACAAAUAGAGUACCGGGAUCACGUAAUACCAGGUGAAGAUAGUAAUUUACUUCGACUAGGGGAUGCCAAUAAGAUAAUAAACGCCCAACAGAAACGUCAGGAGUUUCGAACUGCCAAAUCUGUGCCACAGUCCCUGGAGUUUGUUGUUAAGAAGCCGACUCCUACAGUCCAGGAACCAACACCCCAACUCAGGGUGACCAGAGCUGAGCAGAACAUUGAACUUAUCAACGAUCCUCCAGAUCCUGAAGAUCAGUCUGCAAUCCAAGGGCUCCUCGAAGUUCCUUCAAGGUUCCAGAACUUUGCCACCAGUUCACAGGUUACUGAUGAGGACAUAGAAACCUCUGAUACACAGCCCCAUAUUUCUGCCACCUCCUCAAGUGACACCCUAACAGAGGACACUGUCAAAUCAGAAGAAAAUCUUCGGACAUCCAACUCGCCUCAACCUUCUCAUUCCCCCCAACCUUCUGUUUCACCUCAACCUUCACCCCAAUCUUCUAGCCAGCAGCCUCAAUCUCAGCCCCCACAGCCUAAAUCUCGUUCAACACAGCCGCAAGCUCACUGUUCAGAGCCACAAUCUCACUGUUCAGAGCCGCAAUCUCACCCUCCUCAGCCUCAGACUUAUCCAUUUAAUCCUUCACAGCCUCAAUCACAUCCUCCAAAGCCAAAGUCUCGUUCACUACAAAGUAAAGGAUCUUCAGAAUCAGUGAUCAGUGCUGAACAUACAAACAAGCAUACAUCAGAACAGGAUGCAGCUUACUUAGGUGGCCUACCGCUGGAGGAGGACAUAGGUGAAGUGUUCACUGAGGAGACCAUGCCUGGGGUCGCGGCUGAAACUGCACACACUGAGACCUUAACUGAUCACAAGAUGGAUGCUAACUUCAAUAGUUCCAACCAAGAGGCAAACAACACCAGUGCUACAAACAAUUCAGAAAUCCUUGACCCAAAUGGCAACUCAGCUGCUACAGCCACUGACAACCAAAACUUAGCAAACACCAACAAUAAUCUCAAUCUACGCUCAUCAAGUUCUUUAAACAAGUUUGAUCCUAUCACAAACAGGCCAAUACCUGCUGAAAGACAUUCUAUAAAGCCAACAAUUCCACGUACAUCAGCAAAAGAUGGUGUGAUUGAGGCAAGGGCGGUGGACUUGGAGAAGCCACGGCAGGCAUCAGACUCCGGAGAAGUAGCAUUGCCUCAGAAACAGAAGAACCAGCCGCAACUCAUGGGGUACCGAAAGAUUGGUUCCUUCACACAUGCUGAUAAGGACCCACCAGGACAACGCUGGAGUGCUAAUAGCAGCCCCGGGUCCCAGAGACGAUCAAAUGCCUCCCUGGAUAGUGUAGCCUCCUCUGUUGUAGAGGAAUCAGCCAAUUACAAGGUGGUAAUAGUGAGUGGGGUCCCCCAGAAGAUCCCUCUGGAGAAGACUUCCUCCAUGGAGUCUGGAAAUGUAAUACUUCGACAGAAGAAAACCAAAAAAGUUGAUCGGCGUGUGUCAUGUAGAGACCUUGGAGAAGGUGACUGCCAGGGCUGGCUCUGGAAGGGGAAGAAUCGCGGGGAUGGACCACUGACCCGCAACUGGGUCAAACGUUGGUGUGUCCUUAAACAUCAGAACAUGUUCUUCUUCAAGGAUAAGGAGGAUAUGAAGGCAGAGGGAGUUAUACACUUACCAGCUUUCUUAGUGGCCCCUGUAUCAGAAAAGGAGAUCAGGACAAAAAAAUUUGCAUUCAAAGUUCAUAACUCUGGAACGACCUUCAUAUUUGCCUCAGAGAGGAUGGAAGACAUGACCAAAUGGAUGGUAAAAUUUGGACUGGCUGCCAUUGGAUUCAAACCAAAACCCCAAGUAACCAAAGAUCCAGACCCGAGCUUUAGUGAGAGUGAAGAAGAGACGGACCCUGAUGAUCCCUCGGCCAGUAAGAACAGCUCUGAAUCCCUUUCAAGUCUGCCCACCUCUCCAUGUGACAAAUUGUCCAUGGAAUCUCUACCUAAUUCCCCAGAUAACCUGUGGUCCUCUAACAAUUCUUUCUCGGAGACCCCCGAAUUACCCUCAAACAGUUCGACCAGUAUACAUGAAAGUACUGAGGACUUACAAGUAUUGAUGAGGAAUAUACAAAAACAAGAUCUUGCUCUUGAUGGAACUGAUCGAGGAAAGCAGAGGAAGACUUUACUUAGUGUUGGUGGGGAUGACUUUCCUAGUCGAGACACCAUCAAGAAAGUCAAACAGAUCCACUCACUAGAACGAACUGUCAGGGCCAAAGAGAAAGAGCUAGCUGAAAUAGAGAAGUUAUUGUCUCUGCCAUCAAAGUGUGGACUGAAGUCUUUCCAGGAGGCAUAUAUGAAGUCACCUACAACAGAAGCACACAGUAAUCUUUCUAGUGACUCAGACUCAGAAGUCUCUUCAUCUUACAUAUAAGUCGCCUAAUGUCCUUGUUGAGUCGUGUUUGCUCCAUGUGACUGUAACUUGUGGCAAACCACACCACCUUUGAAGAAGGUAUGGAUUGUGGGUGAGAGUAUCUCCAGUGUAAUUUGGUACAAGUCAUGAGGAACUGUACUACUCUCAUAUAACAGGAUUUCUAAACCCAAAUAUCAUUUAAUCUUAGUAGGCAGUAAUACUGGAUAUUAUCAUAAGUACUUAUGCCUUGUGCGGAGAAGGUAUAUGUGUACCAUAUACAGAAGAUGGAUGCAGUUGGGAGAUGUUUUUCAUAAACAGUGAAUCAGUUUCUGUGUAAAUUUCUGUAAUAUAGCCUACUGAGGUUUCUGAACACCUCUAACUGUGUCAGGUUUGGAGUACUUUGUGAGACUUACCAUACUAAGAAUAGUGUAAGCUCCUCCCAAACCUGUGAUUUGAUGUGAAACAUUGAUCCUUUGAUAACAAAAAGUACCACCACCAUGAGUUGUUCAUAAAAAAGUGUUUCAAUGAUGACAAUGUGAUAUAUUUGAAUGUGAUAUUACCGCUAAAAGAGUGAUAUAAUCUACCAUGGCAUGAAUUGAAGGAUGACCUGAAACAUUUCCUUUAUGUUCAGAAAAACCCAACAUAUCCUUGGUAAUGAGGAUGAAGCAAUGAUGUUCAAAAAUAAUUAGAAUUGAAUUGAUGUUGUAUGCUAUGCGACAAUGGAGUUUAUUGUUUUGCCUGUGAUGAAUAGUCAUGAAAACAAGACUAUGAUGUUUAUUUUCCAAUCGUGACAGCAUUGUCAUUAAUAUUUCACUUUGCUUUUGUGUUUAGAUCAGUUGCAUAAAAAACUAUCAGUUGGAUCAUGUAGUGGAUACUUCAACACAUCCAAAAUAUCUUCCAAAUUUGUUUUAUACAUCUCAUAAAAAAGUUGGGGCACACUGGAAAAAACCCAGUCUGUCUGUCUCAAUCUAAUGUAAAUUAGUUUUGAACUAAUUCCAAUGAAACUUACCGUAAGAGGAAUUUCCAGAUUAUAUGUAGAAGUAAAUAUAAUUUCACUUUCCCCAGACAUUUGGUUGCCAUGGUAACUUUGUCAGUAUAAACAGGUUUUCUAUAAAUGGAGAUAACUCAUUAACACUUAGUUCGAUUAAUUUAAUCUCAGUAAAUGUUGUAACUAAACAGAUGUAUAAUUAACUCCUCCCUGGGGUAACACAUCUUGGGAUCAUUUUCACACUGACCCUUUCUUUUGAAGUUGUGCCCAUUUGUUGAAAAAUAACGCCUUAAUCUGAAAAUUGCUCCCAGACUUUUACACUGAUAUAAUUGAAAUUUACAUAUAGUAACUAAUACCAUGCACUGUGCAAUUUGUUUAUUUUGGUUUUUAGAGAAAGGUGUGUUUUUUAUUCACAUUGUUGCCAUGGUAACUGAAACAAUGAUGUUUUUUUUGGUCGUAAAAGGGGUUUGAUCUUUACAUCAGAUAUAUUUCACCAAUUUCUCAACCUUGCCAUAGAUACAUUCAUACCUGAAAUAUGGCAUAUAGUUAGCUACAAUAGAGUCAUUGCCAAUUCAUGUACCAAUAACGAUACAUGUGGGUUUUGAGAGAAUGUACAUGGUGUUUUUCUUCAAAUUAAGAUAACUUCCUCUCAUCAUUGCUUGUAAAUGAUGACACCUGUGGGAUAUAAUCAGUGCAGAUAACAAAUCUAGUUUGUGAUAUUUGUCCCUCACAUGCUUGUGUUACUGGUAGAAUUUGAUCACUUGUUAAAACAUUUUCCUCAUUGUCGUAAAUGUUUGAGAGAAAGUUUAGAAUGAAACUAAACAGGAUGAGUGUAUUUACAUAGUAGUGAAGUACUACUGCUACGCUAUACAUGUUUAUACAUGUUUAACUACUAAACAAUGAGUGUGGCUGAGAGAGAGAUUUGUAUUGUAUUGUAGUGUGUCUUGCUUCACUUAGGCACACCAGCAUUAAUUACUCUUAAAUACUGUAAUUAACCUCUACAUGUAUAAUUAAGCUUUGCUUUAAAUUCUCAUUAAAAAAAACAUGUUCAUGCAUUCCUAUGUACGCGGUGAUAUAAAGGUAUAUUCUCUAACUAUGUGUUGCUUUAAUUGUGUGACGAACUUAAAGAACAAUUCAUUUGUUUGUCUAAGUGUUAAGUCACAAUGUCAGCAACAUCGGUGAUGCCUGUCUGUGGAAAGUUAGCUGACUUCAGCAGUCAUCUGGUUAAUUUACAGUGUAUCUAUAAAUUGUUAUCUUGUUAAUUUUGUUGUUAGGAUCUUGACUUUCUUGAGAUAUCAAAGCUAUUCUUGUGUUUGAUAUGUAACUUUCUGGUGUAGGUUUGUGUCAUCAGUAGAUACUAAGUACUAAUCUGUGAUAUAUGUCCAGAAUCUCUCUCAGUAGUAAAUCAGUUGUUGCUAACCAGUUGUAUAUCUCAAUCUCCUGAGCAUUCUGACAUUUCCAUUGAUGCAAAGGCUUCAGUGGAUGGCCUUUAGUUAUGCAGCAGACAAAAUUGUGCAGCCCGAUAUUUUCACUUAAGCCAUGACAAUAAAAUCUGGUCUGUUGAAACUGACAAGAAAUUGACUCAAAAAUUGAGUUUGAUAUUUAGAUGUUCUGACAUGCUAGAAUAUUAAUGUUUGUACCGGAGACAUGAUGUUGAAUUUCAAAAUGUAUGAUAAUACUUAGACCGUAAAUAUAAGGGAAGUUCACUGUUAUGAUGUCACAUCAAGUGUUAAGACAUCUUUUGUGUGAAUGCUUUAUUGGGUUUUUUCUUUUUGUUAGAUUGUAUGAUUCAAUAUUUUGUCAGAAAUAAACAACAUUAGGGAAGUGCUAUGAUCUUCACACAACUAUAACUAACUUUACUGAAUCAUGUUUUCUGUUAUGACAAUGAUACUUUUUUUUUUGUUAUUUUUGGUGGUAGGGGUUGGUAGUGAUUGAAGUCUAAUGUGUCAGGUACAGAACACCUCAGGGGAGACAACUCAAGAUUGUAAUAGGGAAGAUAACUUGGAACUUCAUUCAGAAACAGAGAACUUUGUUAGGGAAACAUUUGGUAUUGUUGAAAAGAUUCCAGCUUGUGUUAUCUCUUUAAUAAAAGAAAGAUAGUUAUGAGUAAUUCUUAUAAAUAAAUACUUGGUUCUUCCAAUAAACUUUGUUGUAUUCUACAUACCCUAUACAUCGAAGGAUAGUUCUUACAAGUUUUGUAUUUAACUUAUUAACUUCAGACAGUUUGUUGGUGACAUAUAACCAUGAUUUCCCAUUGCCACAUUAUUACCUGCUUCUAUAUACUUUAUUUAAUCACACUUCAAUCUAUUUAUCUUGAAUUGUUUUGAAAUUUCUGAGAAGCCAUAAUGUGAGGCAGUACAGAUUUAGAAGGAACAGAACCUAUAUAUUCAUCUAAUUACUUCAAAUUGAGAUAUUUUGGUGUAGUGUCCAUAUCACAAAGCACAAUGAUAUUCAUUUUUUAGACUUCACUUUAGACAAUGGAAGAGGACUGUGAUAAAUAUGGUCGGUUUAUCUACUAAGCUUUAAAUGAAAUUUGAUAGACAUUUAUAAUCAUGUUAUAUUAGCCAUUUUUCAUUAUUUUAUUAAUUAUCUUAAAAUAGAACAUAUUGGUACAUAUAUACAACUAAAAACCAUUAUGAUAUUUUUAAUAAAUAUUCAUCAUUUUUGUUCUGUUUGUGACUAAAUCAGUGUCUAGAUUUGUGAUGCUAUAUAAUACUGCAGUGUAAAGGCCAGCUUCACUUAAUACCAUUGUUAUCCUGUACAGUAACCUGGUAUAUCUGUGUUUCACCAUUAUUAUCAUGUACAGUAACCUGGUAUAUCUGUGUUUCACCAUUGUUAUCAUGUACAGUAACCUGGUAUAACUCUGUGCUUUACCAUUGUUAUCAUGUACAAUAACCUGGUAUAACCGUGUGCUUUACCAUUGUUAUCGUGUACAGUUACCUGGUAUAUCUGUGUGCUUUACCAUUAUUAAUCAUGUACAAUUACGUGGUGUAUCUGUGUGUUUCACCAUUGUUGUCGUGUACAGUUACCUGGUGUAUCUGUGUGCCCACAUUGCUUUGUUGAUUUGUGAUGCAUCAUGUGAUUCUAUUAAAAUGUUAAAAUUC